AUGGCGCUGUGGAAAAAAGGUCAGACUACCCAAGAAGAAGCUGUCACCAUGUCUGCAUUAAGAGAACUCCUUGAGAAACAGAAGGAAGACUUUGCCAACCUCUUGGAUCAGCAGGAGAAGAACUUGAAAUCGUUUGUGGGAAUGGCUACGGAUGCGACCAAUCAGCGAAUUGAAAGCCUUGCGCGCGAAGUGCGGGGAGUUAGUGAGAGUCUGCUGCAGUACUCGCAAGAGGAGGUAGAGGGAGUGAACGCAUCGUCCGCGCAGCGGGAGCAGCGGCUCAAGGAAAUUAAAGCAAAACUCGAACGAGCCAAGACAAAAAUCCCAAAGAGAGCCGAACGCACGGAGGACCAGUCCGGCCGUACUGACGAUCAAAUGGACGUUACUGUUGUACAACACCCAGACGGAGCCGGGAACUGUGACCAGGGUGAUCAACCUGUUGCGGCGGUGACUGAGAAACAGAACGACGGCGGAGCGGACGGGACAGACAACGGGCAUUACAGUGACAUGUUACAGCUUUUUGACUCCACAAUGGACAACCUGUUCAAAAGGGUGAGUGAGAAGACCUGCAUACCCGUCAAAUACCUUCGCAUCAUGUGCGACAGCAAACAACUGGAGUACAGCGAGUGGAAACGUCUGUCUGACUACAAUAUUGAGAACCUGUCCACCCUGCACGUCCUGCUGCGGCUGUCGGACUGUGUGAGCGGCGAGCCGUGCUCGGAAUGCCACCCGCUGUCUCCCCCGCGGGCCAGGAGAGAGCUGGAGGAGGACGUGGAUACCUCCUCCAGUGACUCUGACCCGGAGGAGGGGAGCGACAUCUGGCGACUCUCUGUCGUGUGUAACGAUGGGCGAACCAAUGCCAUAAACAUCCAUAAGGAUGCCUCAGUGGACGACUUGAUCCACAAGAUCUGUGACAAGAAAAACAUGUCCAUGGAUCCGGAGUUCUUACGUUUCCUGUAUAAGAGACAGCUACUGGAGUACGGCCAGGGAAAAUAUCUCUCCGACUUCGACAUCCAGGACAAGUCCAUUGUUCACGUCACCACUCAUCCGAUAUGGCAGGAGGAUUCAGAUUCGGAUUGAUUGAUAGACAGAAGAUGAACGGUUUAGACCGAUCCUGAUUGGCCAUCACAAUGAGCGGCUCAACCAAUGAGAGGAUGGCAAUUAGUGGUUCGGCCAAUGAGAGAGUGGCUAAUUAGCAUUUAUACGUUUUGGUUUUAGGAGGUGGGCGGGGCUUU
This is a messenger RNA of Branchiostoma belcheri (Belcher's lancelet), 1232 nucleotides long. RefSeq lists its product as uncharacterized. Gene Ontology annotation, cellular component: nucleus; cytoplasm. Gene Ontology annotation, molecular function: ubiquitin protein ligase binding; protein tag activity. Gene Ontology annotation, biological process: protein ubiquitination; modification-dependent protein catabolic process. Bases 1 to 1077 code for a protein of 358 amino acids. The transcript has 3 exons. NCBI's taxonomy places the organism in Eukaryota, Metazoa, Chordata, Leptocardii, Amphioxiformes, Branchiostomatidae. The record is from RefSeq and is a predicted model, not a curated record.